Zychaea mexicana is the source of this 1152-nucleotide messenger RNA. RefSeq names its product S-adenosyl-L-methionine-dependent methyltransferase. The record is from RefSeq and is a predicted model, not a curated record. The transcript is spliced from 7 exons. Gene Ontology annotation, cellular component: eRF1 methyltransferase complex. Gene Ontology annotation, molecular function: protein methyltransferase activity; S-adenosylmethionine-dependent methyltransferase activity. Lineage: Eukaryota; Fungi; Mucoromycota; Mucoromycetes; Mucorales; Lichtheimiaceae. Bases 276 to 926 code for a protein of 216 amino acids.
GGGGAAGAAAACGUUUAAAAAAAAGAAAAGGCAAGGACUGCAGAUGCUUCUGCUUUAUAUAAAUGAACAGAGAAAAAAAAAGUUGUCAAUAGAGAGAGAGAGAGACAGAUUGUGAAUAACUCUGUAUGCAUCUCUCUCUCUACGUGACUGAAUGCACCAGCCCUUUCUUUUGCCUUGCUUCCCGCCCGUUUGUGUAUGGUAGAUAGCCUCUCCCCUUCGGAAACACCCCAACCCCUAGUUUCGGGCCCGGCGCUUUCUGUUCUUCUCCUGUUGUCAUGAUCCCAACACCCGAUCUAACACACUUGACCAGCCGAGAUUUCGACAAUGUCUAUGAACCCGCGGAGGACACGUUCCUGCUUUUGGACGCGCUUGAACAAGACGAAAAACGGAUCCAAACACAACAACCAACAAUUUGCCUUGAAAUUGGGUCUGGAUCGGGAUGCGUAACUACAAUGCUAGCCAAGAUUGUCGGCGCAAGCAACGCAGUGUUCUUUACUACGGAUAUAAAUAACCACGCUUGCCAUGCAACGCAACGCACGGGUCGCCAUAACAGCGUGCACAGUGUCGAAACUGUUCAAACAUCGUUGGUUGAGUCAUUAUUACCACGGCUUGAGCAUGCUGUCGAUAUUUUAUGCUUUAACCCACCCUAUGCGGUGACUCCACCUGAAGAAGUAGGAAGCUUUGGCAUUGAGGCUGCAUGGGCCGGUGGUAUUGAUGGAAGACAGGUCAUUGAUGCAUUAUUACCCUUUAUCCCUCAAUUGUUGUCACCACAGGGCGUGUUCUACCUCUUGCUUAUCAAUGAAAACCGACCGGCCGAGGUUGCCGAAAUUAUGCGUGCUCAGUAUGGUAUGCAGGCUGAGAUCGUGAUGGAACGGAGAGCGGGUAGGGAGAGACAAUAUAUCUUGAGAAUACAACGUCCUACUUGAUGGCAGAAAUGACAAACAAUACAAAACAAUAAUAGUUAUUCAGUUCGUCAACGAUUGAUCAAAUACAUCAUUCUGCAUAUCAUUAGAGCAUAGGAGAGUAAGCUACAGGGCAUGUGGCGGCCUCCUUGAAUUUUGUCCUAGCACUGCGUUUUAAUACCGUACUGCUACUUGCAUAGCUCUAUAUUUAAAAGAUGUCAAUACUAUUGAAUUUAGAGUGUGUGUUUUU